GAAACGACUUUUUCGACGAUGGACGACCUCUCGGGGCUCGAUUGGUCCAAGACCACUACCAGCCAGCCCAAGCCGCCUCCCAUGAACCCCUCCUUCUCCUCGCUGCGACCGACCCCCUCGCCGUUCAGCUCUGGACGAAGCACGCCGGCGUCCGCAAACGCAUCGACGGGCUCGCUGCCCAAGGCCGCGCCGCCAAAGCCGGCACAAGAUAGCUUUAGCAAUCUGAUGAGCUUUGGCUCGGCAAAGUCGAACCAGAACCUGACCCUCGCGGAGCGACAAGCACAGCUCGAAGCCGAGAAAAGGAGAAAGGUCGAGGAACAGCGAAGGCAGACCGAGGCACAGUUUGGCAGCGGCCAGCAGUGGGAUGCGCUGGGAUCGCGAGCGUUCACGCCGAGUCCGGGCCUGCAGCCGCCCGCGCCUUCUAACGGAGCCAAGCGCGACGAUGACGACCUCUUCGCUGCGUUUAACAAGGACACCGCGGUUGACAAUUCCAGCCAUUAUCCGCCCCCCGAGUCGAAAGGCUCGAUUCCGGCGAACGGCACUGGCCUAGACUUGAGCAAACCGACAGCUUGGGGCCCAACCGCCGGCUCAUCUGGGGACUUCCCCGUUGACGACGACGAUCCGUUUGGUCUCAACGAGUUGAAACCAGCUGGCGGAGCCCCAGCAGCGACGUCGACGAAUGCGCUUGACGAUGACGACUUUCUUGGCGAUCUUGGAAGGCCAGUAGAUGAGGUGCGCAAGAAGCAGCAGGCUGCGGUGCGUGCCGAGCCUGGCAAGCCCAUCGAGGAUGACGACUCGAGCUCGUCCGACGAAGCUCCGCAGCCGCCGCGACGGGCGCCGCAGUCGCGGCCCGGAGCAAACAAGGAACUUGACAGAGCUAUAGCGCAACUGGUCGACUAUGGUUUCUCCCCAGAAGAUGCCCGUCGGGGUUUAUCGGAGAGCGGGGCUGGCCUCAAUGUACAGGCGGCGGCAAACUGGCUCUUGGAUGAUGCACACCGCAAAGCGAAAGAAAAGGCACAGGGCAGGAGUUCAUCCACUGGGUCAGGUAGGGCUCCGGCGCAAACGGAGCAGAGAUCCGGCAACAAGGGUGACGCCGACUUUACCAAAUCGGCGGCCGCCGUGGGUAGCAGCUUGUUCAAGACCGCCAACUCGCUGUGGAAGACGGGACAGAAGAAGGUGCAGAAGGCAGUAGCCGACUUCAACCAGGAAGGUGACCCGAGCCAGCCCAAGUGGAUGCGCGACGCCCAACUGCAGCAAAGCCGCGCUCAAGAUGAGAGGAGAGCAGCUGCGCAGGCCACAGACGAAGCAAUGGCUUUGGAGGCCGGCGGGCGACCCAACCCUGCCAGGUCUAGCAGCAGGCAAGCAGCAGAUCCAAGGAUGGCCGCAGAAGCGGGACGUCGAGCGUCUCCAAAUCCGUCCUCCGGAACACAAAGCAGAGGCAGCCCAGUCCCGCGGUGGCAGCAGCAGAGCGCAUCACCGGCGCCAUCCGACGCCCGGUCACGCCUCAACAGGCUCGCUGCCGACGACGACAACUUCUCCAGCUAUGUAAGCGCAAAUAGGAGAAAGAAGACGGCGUCGCCGGCCGAGCAACCCAAGCAGGAGCCGGAACCCGACCUUCUCUUCAACACGCAAGCACCCAAGGCCCAGGCCAUUCCCCAUCGCCCAGCACAGCGGAAUACGCCGCCACCUGCAAGGCGCGCGCAGGCCGCCCCGACACCUCCGCGGCAUGCGACGCCGCGACCUGCGCGCCAAGUUCCCCCAAUGGAUCCGUCUGCGCUCCAGAGUUCCACCAAGCACAGGCUUGAAGGAACAGCCCACUUCAAGCGCGGAGACUUUGCGAUGGCUCACUCGUCUUAUUCAUCAUCUAUGAACGCGAUCCCCGGUGCGCAUCCGUUGAUGGUGGUGCUCCUGACGAACCGGGCCCUGACCGCACUAAAGACCGGCGAGCCGAAGCAGGCCGUGUCUGACGCCGACGAAGCCCUCAAAAUCAUCGGGCCCAGUAAUGGACAGGGUGAGAGCGUCGCUGUAAAGGGGGAGAGCGGGCAGGACGAGCAGAGGGACAUGAAAGAACUCUACGGCAAGGCGUUGAGUCGCAAGGCCGAAGCGCUGGAGCAAAUGGAGAAGUGGGCAGACGCCGGGGCCGUGUGGCAGCAAUGCGUCGAGGCCGGCGUCGGCGGGGCGACGGCCGUCAAGGGUCGACAGCGCUGCCAGAAUGCGCUCGCGCCCAAUCCCAAACCGGCAGCCAGGCCGGCGGCCAUGCCGAGGCCGAAGCCGUCGGCCACGGCGAGCCUGGCGCCGCAAAAGAGCUCCGAGGCCGUCACGCGACUGCGUGAGGCGAACCAGGCGGCGGCGAGGGAGGACGAUGAGAAGUUUGCGCUAUCGGAAGCGGUCGACGGUAGGGUCUCGGCCUGGCGAGACGGGAAGCGGGACAACCUCCGGGCCCUGCUGGCCAGCAUGGACAAGGUGCUGUGGGAAGGGUCUGGGUGGAAGAGCGUCGGGAUGCAUGAGCUCGUCAUGGCCAACAAGGUCAAGAUUGUGUACAUGAAGGCCAUUGCCAAGACGCAUCCAGACAAGCUGCCGCAGGACGCAAGCACCGAGGUGCGACUGAUUGCCGGGUUGGUGUUUAGCACGUUGAACGAGAGCUGGGAUAAGUUCAAGGCCGACAACGGCCUCUAGCAUGGAAUCGAGCGGCGUUUGAUUCCCAUAGAAGCCACGCAUUGGACAGUCGGAGACGUAGAAAGAGAUGAAGAGCUGCCAUUGAACACCACGCC
Molecule: messenger RNA, 2771 nt
Organism: Purpureocillium takamizusanense
Lineage: Eukaryota; Fungi; Ascomycota; Sordariomycetes; Hypocreales; Ophiocordycipitaceae
Gene: SWA2
Product: auxilin-like clathrin-binding protein required for normal clathrin function
Exons: 2
Coding region: 19-2676 (885 amino acids)
Biological process (GO): clathrin-dependent endocytosis; clathrin coat disassembly
Cellular component (GO): cytoplasm; vesicle; intracellular membrane-bounded organelle
Molecular function (GO): clathrin binding
Source: RefSeq, a predicted model, not a curated record